UAUAGCGGCUGGUUUUCCUGCUGCUGAGGUUCAAUGACAAGGCUCGAACUGCAGUGCAUUGCGGGGACGGGCAGGAUAAGAGGGUAUAAUAACCGGAUAGGACCGGGGAAGGAAGGAAAGAGACGGUGCCACUUGGAUUCAAAGACAUCAAACCUCGCCUUAAUUUAGAUUCAGAAUGGGGAAUAGAGACGACGAGUAUGAUUACUUGUUUAAAGUGGUGUUGAUAGGAGACUCCGGUGUGGGGAAGAGUAACCUGUUGUCUCGUUUCACCCGGAAUGAGUUUAACCUGGAGAGUAAGAGCACCAUUGGGGUGGAGUUUGCCACCCGCAGUAUCCAGGUGGAUGGGAAGACCGUGAAGGCUCAGAUCUGGGACACAGCUGGCCAGGAGAGAUACCGGGCUAUUACAUCAGCGUAUUACCGUGGGGCAGUGGGGGCCUUGUUGGUCUAUGACAUCGCCAAGCACCUGACCUAUGAAAACGUGGAGCGUUGGCUGAAGGAGCUGAGAGACCAUGCAGACAGCAACAUCGUCAUUAUGCUGGUCGGCAACAAGAGUGACCUGCGCCACCUCAGGGCCGUGCCCACCGAUGAGGCACGGACAUUCGCAGAGAAGAACGGUUUGUCUUUCCUGGAGACCUCAGCCCUGGAUUCUACUAACGUGGAGACAUCCUUCCAGACCAUUCUGACUGAAAUCUAUCGCAUUGUGUCUCAGAAACAGAUGUCGGACCGACGAGACAACGACAUGUCGCCUAGCAACAACGUGGUCAACAUCCAGGUGCAGCCGACGGAGAACAAACCAAAGAUGCAGUGUUGUCAGAGCAUCUAACAGCCUCACCAGUAGCACCUCCCCUCCCCUCCCCUAAAAGACUGCUUGGUCCUGUCUGACUGAGACACAGCUGCAUGGCCAGGCUCUAGACUGAGACACAGCUGCGUGGCCAGGCUCUAGACUGAGACACAGCUGUGUGGCCAGGCUCUAGACUGAGACACAGCUGCGUGGCCAGGCUCUAGACUGAGACACAGCUGCGUGGCCAGGCUCUAGACUGAGACACAGCUGCGUGGCCAGGCUCUAGACUGAGACACAGCUGCGUGGCCAGGCUCUAGACUGAGACACAGCUGCGUGGCCAGGCUCUAGACUGAGACACAGCUGCGUGGCCAGGCUCUAGACUCUAUGCUUCCAUGUAGAGGGUGAGGCUGUGUCCAGAUUCUCCACCCUUCCUCCCAAAGUGUGGCACACUCCAUGUCAUGGAUUUAAAGGCAUUAGAUUGUAAUAAUUGGCUGAAGGGAGUUUAUUUUCACCAUUGUUAAAUGUAUGAUGGGAAGUGUUGAAGUGAACACUUUGAGAAAAGGGUGGAUAAUUAGGGUGCAGCUGUGAGCCCGUUGGUUCCUUCAGGAUCCCCAGUCAGGACUAUACAGCUGUGUCUGAUCCCGUUGGUUCUAUACAGCUGUGUCUGAGCCCGUUGGUUCCUUCAGGAUCCCCAGUCAGGACUAUACAGCUGUGUCUGAGCCCGUUGGUUCCUUAAGGAUCCCCAGUCAGGACUAUACAGCUGUGUCUGAUCCCGUUGGUUCUAUACAGCUGUGUCUGAGCCCGUUGGUUCCUUAAGGAUCAGCAGUCAGGACUAUACAGCUGUGUCUGAGCCCGUUGGUUCUAUACAGUUGUGUCUGAUCCCGUUGGUUCUAUACAGCUGUGUCUGAGCCCAUGGUUCCUUAAGGAUCCCCAGUCAGGACUAUACAGCUGUGUCUGAGCCCGUUGGUUCCUUAAGGAUCCCCAGUCAAGACUAUACAGCUGUGUCUGAUCCCGUUGGUUCUAUACAGCUGUGUCUGAGCCCGUUGGUUCCUUAAGGAUCCCCAGUCAGGACUAUACAGCUGUGUCUGAUCCCAUUGGUUCUAUACAGCCGUGUCUGAUCCCAUUGGUUCUAUACAGCUGUGUCUGAUCCCGUUGGUUCUAUACAGCUGUGUCUGAUCCCGUUGGUUCUAUACAGCUGUGUCUGAGCCCGUUGGUUCUAUACAGCUGUGUCUGAGCCC
Molecule: messenger RNA, 2019 nt
Organism: Oncorhynchus gorbuscha (pink salmon)
Lineage: Eukaryota; Metazoa; Chordata; Actinopteri; Salmoniformes; Salmonidae
Product: ras-related protein Rab-11A
Exons: 5
Coding region: 176-823 (215 amino acids)
Biological process (GO): neurotransmitter receptor transport, endosome to postsynaptic membrane; exocytosis; melanosome transport
Cellular component (GO): axon; transport vesicle; postsynaptic recycling endosome
Molecular function (GO): GTPase activity; GTP binding
Source: RefSeq, a predicted model, not a curated record